This is a messenger RNA of Microdochium trichocladiopsis, 1764 nucleotides long. RefSeq lists its product as uncharacterized. Lineage: Eukaryota; Fungi; Ascomycota; Sordariomycetes; Xylariales; Microdochiaceae. The record is from RefSeq and is a predicted model, not a curated record. The transcript has 6 exons. Bases 1 to 1764 code for a protein of 587 amino acids.
AUGGCCCAUGGCCACUCGGGCUUGGAGCUGGAGCCCAUGCAGGUGUCGUGGUGUGGUCAGCACUCCGCCGUGACAGUGGCCCCCAUGAGCAACAUCCAUGGGCGAGCCCCUGCCCUUGGGUUUGCUCUUCAACUAUGCAUGUCUGGCCUGGCUUCUUUCAGGCUACUGGAACAACGAAGAGAAGUUGUGGCAACUCCUGAUGCACCCCGGGAGGACUCCAGAAUGAAACAAUUGGCCAGCUGCCUGCCAAGCGACUACCUGCCCCAUGAUUGCGUCCGUACCUUAACCAUACCAGCACCAUCCAGCUGCACCUCCCACUGCAUCACCACUCCUCACCUUGACUGUGGUCAUCGCAAAAUGAGUGCAAAAUUCGAGACCGCUGGCCCGUCAGGUGUCACUCGUGGUGGAGGUGAAAAGGCGUCGACAGCCCACCACAGCCAAGGCACGACCUCGUCCGGCCUUUCCACCACCAAAGUCUUCAUCCGGGAUGACGGAGAUGCCUACCUGCUGAUCCAAGAACUCAAAGAUGGCAAAAGGCCUAGAGCAGCCGAGCAGGUGCUUCACCUCAUCCACGGCAACGAUGAUCGGUUCACACCUGACUCACUCUUCACCUCGGCCGAGGCCGGCAGUGACAGCUUCGUCGGAGAUUGGUACAGCCUCAUCCUCACCGCAGCCAAGUGCGAAUGCAUGUAUCUUCUGCAGCCUUUCGCACGCCGCCUAGUCGAUGCACUGGGACGGCCCAGGCCGCGCCGCCGCCGACAACUGCUCAUGCUCGCCAGCAUCUACUUCAAACUGGGCCGCCAGGCCCACUACGAAGAAGUCGUCACGCUCCGGAUAUUGGGCACGCCGAGGCCAGAGAAAGGGACCGAGGACCCUGAGCGCGACCUUGAUCGCACGACUCGUCUGGGUCUCCAGGAUAUGGUCUUUGACCAACGCGACAAGCUCAUGGAGCGCCUUCUGAGCCCGGUCUUUAACCGAUUCGGACGCUUUCAUGAGCCCAGCCGUAAGAACAGGGGCAUUCUCUGCCCUGUAGGCGGAGACACUCAAGCAUGCCAGGACCGCAUGCAUGGCGCGCUACGCCGUGAGCUUCAAAGAGUCGGACUGCCACAAGUCAUGAGCCCUGUCAACCUCCGUUUCAGCCCACGCUUCUUGCACGAGAGGCUAUCGCAAGUCAACACCGUACCUGAGACCGAGCGUGCCACCGCUCAUGCCAAGUGCGGCUUGGACUACGCGGAAAAAUUCGUCAAGAGGCACAACCUGGAGCCGGGCGUGGUGCGGGUUACCGACAAGCUGUUCCGAUACCAAGCGUCCGCUGGCGAGAAGAAGGUCAUGGCAAUAAUGGCGGACAAGAUGAAGCCUUGGGCGUACCGUCCACACGAGCCAGCGGCCUGGGAGUCCCUGUAUGGCCAGCACCUCGAGGUCUCUCUGAGCAUGGAUCCGCUAGAAGAGUAUGGCCUCUAUCCCAGCUUCUUCUUCAGAUAUGCAGACAUCCCAGACUCGCCUAUGUACCAAUUCGACAGAUAUGGCGGUAUCACGGAGGAGCGCAACCUGCGGUUCGAGGCUUCGUGGCGGAUGAGGAUCGGUUCCAAGUACUCGGAGGACUGCCUCUUUUCUGGCUCCGAGAUUGAAGCCCUGCUGGCACGCCUUGCCUCUGAACGCGAACAGGUCGUUCUCGCCUGGGCGGCGCGCCGCAAUGGCUCCCAGACCCCAGUACGCCUCACUGAUCAGACUUCGGGGCAUGGUUUCACGCUUGCUUGCCUGUGA